Ahaetulla prasina is the source of this 2538-nucleotide messenger RNA. It is a transcript of the gene CRLF1, whose product is annotated as cytokine receptor like factor 1. The transcript has 8 exons. Gene Ontology annotation, cellular component: external side of plasma membrane. The record is from RefSeq and is a predicted model, not a curated record. Bases 307 to 1470 code for a protein of 387 amino acids. Gene Ontology annotation, biological process: cytokine-mediated signaling pathway. Gene Ontology annotation, molecular function: protein binding; cytokine receptor activity. Lineage: Eukaryota; Metazoa; Chordata; Lepidosauria; Squamata; Colubridae.
GGGGCUGGGGAGGGGAGGGGAAGGUGGGGGACCAGAGUAAAAAGGAGAGAAGGAGCAAAAAAGAAAAAAGAAGAAGAAGAUUGGGGUAGAAGUUUUUUUUAAAAACAAAACAAAACUGCGCCCCCCACCCUCCCAAUUUGGCAAACUUUAAAGAAAACUUUGGGGAGCCUAAAAGAUCCUUCGGGAAAAAAAAGGGGGGGGGAAUAGUUUUUUUCCCCUUCAAGAUCUAUAUAUUUAAAAAAAAAAAAAUAGGGGUCCCGUUUCCCUUCCACCGUCCCCAGCCCCGUUUUUUUUUUUUGCGUAAGGAUGAAACUGUUUCUCUUCUGCUGCUUCCUCGUCCUGCGAGCGGAGUCCCGCAGCUACCCAGCCAUCAUAGCUCCCCAAGACGCCACUCUCCACAUUGGGGCUUCAUUCACGGCCAACUGUUCCGUCACGUCCAAUUCAGGCCUGAAGGCCGAGGACCUUUAUUGGACCCUGAAUGGCCGAAAGCUCCCAGCCGAGACCUACAGGGUUCUGGGGGCCACCACGCUCAGCGUCACCCUCACCCAGCUGAAUGGAUCGCGGCAGCAAUCAGGGGAUAACCUGGUGUGCCACAGCAAGGACGGCGGAAACAUCUUGGCUGGGUCGUGUCUCUAUGUAGGACUGCCUCCUGAAAAGCCGACCAACAUUUCUUGCUGGUCUAAGAAUUUGAAAGACCUCACCUGCAGAUGGGUACCUGGGUCAGAAGGCGAGACACACCUGCAUACCAAUUAUUCCCUGAAAUAUAAGCUGAGAUGGUAUGGUCGGGACAAUAUCUGCCAAGAAUACCACACCGCCGGCCCAUAUUCCUGCCACAUUCCCAAGGAUUUAGCCCUGUUUACGCCUUACGAAAUUUGGGUAGAAGCAUCCAACCGACUUGGAAUGGCUGUAUCUGAUGUGGUGAUGUUGGACAUUGUCGAUGUUGUCACAACCGAUCCACCCUCGGAUGUCCACGUGAGCCGAGUGGGAGACCUGGAGGACCAGCUCAGCGUGAGGUGGAGUGCGCCUCCCGCUCUUAAGGAUUUUCUCUUCCAAGCCAAAUAUCAGAUCCAGUACCGGGUUGAGGACAGUUCAGAAUGGAAGGUUGUCGACAAUGUUAGCAACCAGACAUCAUGCCGGCUGGCAGGCCUAAGGCCCGGGACGGUGUAUUUCGUCCAAGUCCGCUGCAAUCCGGUCGGUAUCUAUGGUUCAAAGAAAGCCGGCAUUUGGAGUGAUUGGAGCAACCCAACGGCGGCCUCCACGCCUCGGAAUGGACGGACUCCGGGAGUUUGCGAACCCAAGAACGGAGAACAUAACAACACGCUACGCCGAGAACUCAAGCAGUUCUUCGGAUGGAUGCGCAAACAUGGGACUUGUGCCAAUUUGAGCAUCAAAAUGUACGAUCAGUGGCGGGUGGCACUGCAGAAGUCCCACAAAACACGCAACCAGGUCCUGUCCAGUGACAAAUUGUAGCUUUGAUGGAUGGUGGAACCAGGACUUUAGCUUAAGCCCCAACCCGGUUGCUGGAUUCAGGCCUGCCAACGAUGCACACAAAGGAACUCCAGAGCAGCCAUAGUCCAGGUGCCUCGAGCGGCAUUGCCAAGGUGGUUUCAACCACCACUAACGCUUUUUCUGCAAGCUAGCUAGAAGCUGGGCAGAAGUCGGGAACCAGCGCCUCUUCCCCCAACUCUAAACCAGCUUCUCACAUACGAUGUUUUUCAGCUGAGUUGAACUUUCGAGUUUCUAAUUAGUAUAUAAAGGACUUCUCAUUUAGUUGAAGAAGUUGCAAGGGGGAAAGAGCUCUUCGCGCCAGCUUUUUUUUUUUUUUUUAACAGUGCCAAGAUUUUUUAAAAAUCUGAAAUCUAUCCACCUCUCCUCUUAAGCAUAAAUCAUAAAGAGGUUUCGUUGCUUCAGGAUAGUCGUUUUCUUCUCAUACUCCUCCAUUAUGAAAUUGGAAUCGGCAGCCAGUUGAAAAGCGGAAACGGCUAAAGGACCGAGCUGGGUAAUCAGGAAAAAAGAAACAGGUUUACAUUUAACCUCCAAAUUGGUUGUGAAAUUUCAUAGAUUUUUUUAUUCUUUUUUUUUUUGUAUGUGCUCUGUUGUUAAAAUUAUCAAGUGUUCAAUAUCUGUUUUAUAUCCGAAGCUGUGAUUUAGGCUGUUCUUUUUUUCCUCUCUGCAAAUCUGGGUGGUUUUGUACCCAGAGCUGAACCCAUCUUUUGAACUGAUGUCCACCUGCCUCUCCUUUUAACUGGGCUAAACCAGCAUCUUUGUUUCGUGAUGCGGUGGCUUAGAGGUGGAGCUCUAGCUUCACAAUCAGGAGGCCGUGAGUUCGAUGCUAGGUAGAGGCAGAUAUUUCUGUCUGGGCACGGUGAGAAUAAUUCCGCAUUGGCGACAGGAAGGGCAUCCGGCCAGUAAGCCCUCAGCUGCAUUCAGUUGCCCAGACUCCACUCCGGAAGGGAUUAUGGGGGUUGUUAAAAGAUGAAACCAGCAUCUUUGUUUCCAACAGCAUUAAAGGCAAAACAUUGGGGGCAAAGACCACGA